AUGGAGCCCACGGAUCCCCGCCAGCAGCACCAACAAAUCCAGCUCCCGCAGGCAGCGGCUGAUCUGAGCGCGCCGGGGAUCCAACGAGGUUGUGCGGCAGAAGAGCAGCAAGAGGAGCGACGGGACCAGAGGGCGGAAUGGACCGCGACGUCGAGGCAGCAUUCGAGCGGUGGAGAGCUUUCUCCACGCCGUCAAGCUUCUCCAACACACGAUCCAUCGCGGACGGGGCGGGACGCGCAGAACCACCUCGUCCAUACCCCCCCCCUCGACGCCCGCGAUGACCUCGACCACUUGCGUUCGAACGCGCGGGCGAUUGGGGGCGGGAUGAGGCAUGCUGACGGCGGCGUUCAGGGGAUCGGCCCUUGCGACGAGGAGAGUCGAGCCGUUGGCGCUUUGCAGGACGAGGCGAUCGAGGAGGCGAACGCGGACGGGAGGAAUGGUGAGCUGGCGAUCGGUGGCGAGAGGGAGGACGAGCGGGCGAACGGUGAUGGCGGGAUCAGCGGUCACGAGACCGGCUACGUGAUACGACGCGACGAGGCGAUCGUGGCGAACGAUGCAGGCGUGGAGAUCGUGACGACCGCGGCUCGAGGUUACGACCGCCACGGCGGCUCCCCUGCCUAUCGUCGCGCGCCUCAGACGACCGACGGCGAGGCGAUCGUGCCCGGGGCGCCCCAGCCUCUACGCCGGAGCGCACGACGGACGCCUGGCGGGCAUGCUCCUUCUGCGGCGGGGAUUUUCCCACUCGUGGAGUCAGAUCGCGCCGCAGAUCCUCGAAGCGGCGGCGUAUCUGAUCGGCAGAUGCCAGCGGAGCAACGGGCACGCUCGCAGCGGGACGCGCGGGGGGGAGCGGACGGGGAGCUGAACCGCUCUCCGCGAUGCGCUCCCGACCAUGGCCGCCGUCAGCAGACAUUGGAGCGCGGGGAGGAUGUCGCUCGCUCAGCGGGCGGUCGACGUGGCGGACGGAGAGCAGCGGGACGCGGAGGACACCGUGGACUCACUGACCUGUCCCCAGCCACCCAGACACCAGCCAGAUGA
Molecule: messenger RNA, 1035 nt
Organism: Closterium sp. Naga37s-1
Lineage: Eukaryota; Viridiplantae; Streptophyta; Zygnematophyceae; Desmidiales; Closteriaceae
Source: the annotation of a GenBank genome assembly